Messenger RNA from Paramecium tetraurelia, 630 nucleotides. RefSeq lists its product as uncharacterized. Gene Ontology annotation, molecular function: GTPase activity; GTP binding. The transcript has 4 exons. Gene Ontology annotation, cellular component: endosome. The record is from RefSeq and is a predicted model, not a curated record. NCBI's taxonomy places the organism in Eukaryota, Ciliophora, Oligohymenophorea, Peniculida, Parameciidae.
AUGAGCAAAGCUGAUGAUGACUAUGACUAUCUAUUUAAAAUAGUACUUUCAGGGGACUCUGGAGUUGGAAAAUCCAAUCUACUACUGCGAUUUACAAAAAACUAAUUUAAUGCAGAUUCCAAAACUACGAUUGGGGUUGAAUUUGCAACUCGAUCUAUUACAAUCAGCGGGAAGGUUGUCAAAGCAUAAAUUUGGGAUACUGCAGGACAAGAACGCUACAGAGCCAUUACUGCUGCAUAUUAUAGGGGAGCCAUUGGGGCUGUACUAGUAUAUGAUAUAACAAACAAAUAAAGUUUCGAAGCUGUAGAACAAUGGAUUUAAGAAGUGAGGGAGAACGCAGAUAAAGAUAUUGUGAUCAUGAUUAUAGGGAACAAAUCAGAUUUGAAACAUUUGAGAGCAAUCAGAACAGAGUCUGGACAAGAUUUGGCUCAGAUGUACAAGGUAGCAUUUAUGGAGGCAAGUGCUUAAGAUGGUACUAAUGUAGAUUAAGCCUUUAUUUAAAUCAUCCAAUAAAUUUAUCAGAAUCUAACAAAACAGCUAUAAAAAUAUGAUUAGAUGUCUCAUUUACAAAGUGAAAAAUUGGAUUUAGAAAUUACAAACUCUGGUAAUAAAAAGUAAGGAUGUUGUUGA